Molecule: messenger RNA, 619 nt
Organism: Culex pipiens pallens (northern house mosquito)
Lineage: Eukaryota; Metazoa; Arthropoda; Insecta; Diptera; Culicidae
Exons: 2
Coding region: 92-502 (136 amino acids)
Source: RefSeq, a predicted model, not a curated record
GGAAUUGUUCGAUUGAGAGUAUAUAAGAACGGUUCUGCCAGACAGACUGGCACUCCAAAGUGGUACACAUUCCACCGAGCAUCAUUUCAACAUGAACUCCAAACUGUUGCUUCUUUCAAUGCUGGUUUGCCUGGUGGCCGCUGACGUCAGCGAAUUGCGCCGGAAACCGUCGUCGAAAACGAUCCAACGGAAACCCUUCCGAUCCCCAGUCCCGCUGCGCAAGUUGCAAGCCCGCAACACCGAUCCGGCUCAGGUGGCGGAACUGUUUGGCGAAGAGUUGCUAGCGGAAGAUAUCGAUGAACCAGAACCAACCAGCUUCCAGCUGACCGCAGAUCACCAGGACUUCCAGGCUCCGUACCACUAUGAGAAACCAGCCGUUGAAAAUGACUAUUUGCCUCCGCUGGUGGUGCCGAAGGAACAACCUGCCGACGAUUACCUGCCACCUUUCCCGGCAGGGGACAACGUGGCCAAACGACAAGUUAAGCUUCGGGUAAGAGUCUGAGUUGAACUCUGUGGCGCGGUAGGCGCGUAGGAAAAUACACAUUUAGGAGCUCAUUGGAAUGAUCUGUGGUGAACAGAAAAUAAAAAUGUUUGAAAAUAUUAGACGUUGUUUUCAAAU